This is a messenger RNA of Drosophila arizonae, 3489 nucleotides long. RefSeq names its product leucine rich repeat protein connectin (gene Con). The record is from RefSeq and is a predicted model, not a curated record. NCBI's taxonomy places the organism in Eukaryota, Metazoa, Arthropoda, Insecta, Diptera, Drosophilidae. Gene Ontology annotation, molecular function: protein binding.
CGUCAGUUUGUCUUAAGCGGAUUUGGUCGACACGUGUGUGUGUGUGAGUAAGUGUGUGUACUUGGGUAGAUUGGUGUGUGUGAAGCGUUUUACCUGCUGCUCGAAGACGUGUCUCACGCAGUGGCAAUCGGAAUCGCUAACUCAGCCGUUUGGCAUAUACCAUUUGGCAUCCUUCUGGCUGAUAUUUCGCAUGAAUUUAACGCUUGGCAUAGGUCACGUUUAGCACGUGCUGGACUCUCACGCCACUCACGACACGCUUUUUGAUCAACUGCGUGCUGGAGAGUACGAGUGUGAGUGCGAGUGUGAGUGUGAGUGCGAUUGUGAGUGCGAGUGCGGUUGACAUUCGAUUUACUUUCGCUGCAAGUUGGCCAGCGGCGUAGCAUACUUUUUGGCAGCUCCACACGCGCUGCGUCCCGGUCGAUAUUUGCAUAAAUUAAAAAUAAAAGAGAACGCAUAUAGAAAAACCCACAUUGAAAAGCAAAAGCAGAAAAAAACAUACACACAGAGUCUGCUUAAUGAGUUUUUAAUACGCUGCCACGUUUCCGUGUGCUUGUUUGUGUGUGUAAGUGCGAGUGAGUGUGUGUGAGAGAAGCGUGUGUGCGGCAUAGCCAAGAGAACUGGGAACUAAAAGUCAUUGUCACUGGAUUUGCGGCUGACGUAGCUGCUAAUUUAUUGAGCCCCACAAAAGACUUGCCAAAGCGAUAGAUUAAAAAAAAAAAACUAAUCCAACGUGAACUCCAACUAAAGGCGACAUUUGCUUGACCCACAAACUUUUUGCUUUGGGCUUGCACGAGAGGGUGAAAGAGUGAGCAGUCUAUAAAAGAACAGCUCUAACGACACCCAGGCGUCUCUCUCUCCCUCGUCGCUCUGUGGGCGUGUGAAGAAAAAAGGAGCAGCGCAUUAGUCAGCGGAAAAAAUUUACUGCGUUACAGAGGACCGUACGUGACGCGGCCCUUUUUAUACACUUAAUCAAAAGCCAAGAGCGAAGAACCCGCGGCCCGCCUUCGCAAUGUUGCCGCAUCAUCAUCAGCGCCACAGAAUGUGGAAGCUGCUGGGCUUGCUGCUGCUCUUGAGCAGUUGCCUCGUGGCGCCCGCUGGGGCUCGUUCGCGGGAUAAGGAGGAGCGACGCAGCAAUCGUGGACGUAACAGCAAUAUGGGCGCCUCUGCUUCCGCAUCGGCCGUGACCGGCAAUAACAAUGGCGGCUACUACACUAGCAGCUCGGCCUAUGGCAGCAGCAGUGGCAGCAGCGCCUUGACAGGCAUCACUGGCUACAACGGACCCAUCGAUACCACCGGCUUUUGUAUGCGCCGACGUGAUAUGAAGCUCAUGUGCUACUGCACGCCGGACGAGAAUCACAUUCCCGUGCAGAAGGCCGAGUGCUGGGUGUUCUCGGAGGGCUUGCAUCAGAAUGAUACCACCUGGACGCGCUUCUAUCAGCAGAAGCGUCUGCGCGAGCUCAAGUUCGUCAUCCAGAACAAUGCACGCCUGGACUACAUACCCACCAUGAUCAUUGAGCCGCUGAAGAAUCUGAGCAGCAUCGUCAUCGAGUACUCCCAGGUGGAGAUCGUCAAGAGCUAUGCCUUUGCCAAUUUGCCCUUCCUCGAGCGCAUCAUUCUGAACAACAAUCACAUUAUGGCCCUCGAUCAGGAUGCCUUCGCCAAUCACAUACGCUUGCGUGAACUGAAUCUGGAGCACAAUCAGAUCUUUGAAAUGGAUCGCUAUGCAUUCCGCAAUCUACCGCUGUGCGAGCGUCUCUUYCUGAACAACAACAACAUCAGUACUCUGCACGAAGGACUCUUCGCGGACAUGGCACGGCUCACCUACCUGAAUCUGGCCUACAAUCAGAUCAAUGUACUGACUAGCGAGAUCUUCCGCGGAUUGGGCAAUCUAAAUCUGCUCAAGUUGACCCAUAACAAUCUCAAUUUUAUUGGGGACACGGUGUUUGCUGAGCUCUGGAGCUUGACUGAGCUGGAGCUGGACGAUAAUCGUAUUGAGCGCAUUUCGGAGCGUGCCUUGGACGGUUUGAAUAAUUUGAAAACGUUGAAUUUGCGCAAUAAUUUGCUGAAGAAAAUUGACACCGGCUUGCUGCGUGGCACACCGGCUCUGCUGUCCAUCAAUGUGCAGGCAAACAAAUUGGAAACACUCACGUUCUACACAUUCCAGCCAAUUAUGGACAAUUUGGUCAACAGCACCAGCGAGCUGUUGGUGUCAGACAACAAAUUCAUUUGCGACUGUCGUCUACAGUGGAUCUUUGAAUUGAGAAAUCGCACACGUCACCAGCAGCUGCGCGACUCAUUGGAGAAUUUCAUUUGUGCUCUGCAGGAGCCGAAGCUGUCGCACUUCGUGGAUCCGGUGCCGUCGCAUAUACUCGAUCUGUUAAACUUUGGCGGUUUCACGGCCAUUGGCAGCAACAGCGCCAGCAUGGGCGGCAUUGGCGGCAUUGGCGGCAUCGGCAGCAGCAGCAACUACGCCAAUCUGGAGGAGCUGAGCAGCAGUAAUGGGCUGACCAUGAAAAAGCAUAGCUCGAGCAAAUCACGACAGGCGUUGCGCGGCCAGCGACAAUUCACAGACAAUGCCGAAAAUGUAGUCGAGUCGAAGCUGCGAGUGCGUCGCAAGCGUCAACAGCAACCGGAAGCGGAAGUAGGCGGCGUCGCUGCCGUGGCGCAAACACAAAAGCGUUAUGACUACUACGACGACACCAAUGGCAAUGCACACGCAUCGAGCUUGGGCCUGACACAUGGCUUGGACAUGGAUGACAAUUUGAACUUGCAUAAGCAAAGCAGUUUCUAUGGCGCCACUGGCCUGGCUCACAACGAUGUCGAGUUGCAGCACCAGCUGCAACCGCAAGCCGGCGAUGCACUCGACACAAUGGCCAAUAAGAACUCCUUGAACGUUCAUCUCUUCAUGCUGAAGCCGGAUAUGCUGCCCUGCCACGAUGAGCUGAGCGAUCCCACCGAGCUGCCACUGUCCCGUGAUCUGAUGGAUGUGCGCAGCAAUGCGGGCCAAGAUCUGCUCAUCAACGGCGCAAACCCCAUGCAGCUGACACUUGGACUACUAUUAAGCAGCCUCACUCUCAUGCUGCUGCUCAGUCAGGGUUGAGCAUCUAUCGGGGAGGUCGCUCUACAGCCCAUAUGAGUUUUAAUUGUAAAUACUCGUGAGCAUUCAGUCGGUUGUUCUACAGCAAAAAUUAACUAAAUACUAAAGAUCUUUUCAUAUGGAUACAGAGUAGAACUUUUGGAAACGAGCUUCAAAAAACACAACAAAAAACCAAAAAAAAAAAAAAAGAGUUAAAAGAGAAAGAAAACUAAAACACCUUAAAGUCUUGUAUAUAUGUAAAAAAUGAAAAUUCGAUAAACAAAAAAAAAAAAAAAAAAAAAAAAGUGAAACCUAAACUUAAUUUAAAACCUAGCUGUUAGCUGUAGCAUUAGUCUUGACUUUGACAGAAACUUUGAACCGAACUACCAACAGCACUAAUAAAACCGAACAGA